AUGUUGCUUGUUCUCCUACUACUUGCUUUGAUAUCAUGGAUUGUUUAUCGUCUCCUCAAAUUUUGGAUACUUGAUCCAUGGCGCAUUCAUCGAGAUCUAUGGUCUCAAGGAGUUCCAGGACGCUACAUUCCAGUAGUAGGCGAAAUACUUCACAUUCGUAAACGUAUUCUUGCCGAAGAUCCAUUUUCACAUGGCAGGGCUUUAGCAACACGAUCUGGCGACUACUACCACAUUUCGUUCGGUCCUAUUGCUCGCUUUGAGACCUUUGAUCCAGCCUUAAUGAACGGUGUUCUUAAGACCAAUGCUCACGCUUAUCACAAACCGUAUAUCAUGCAAAUGAUUCUUGGGGUGUUGUUAGGUAACGACAGUCUUUUAAUGUCCGAAGAUGAGGUCCAUGCUCGACAUCGACGACUGAUAGCACCAGUCUUUCAACAUCAAAAUGUGAACUCUAUGAUAUCGCUAAUGGCUGAAAUCACCUCGAAUCUUAUAACAAAAUGGGCAGUCGCCGCAGCUGCUUGUCAUAAAGACGAACCGUUCACUCUCAAUAUUCGUGAGGAGAUGGCACGACUGACAUUAGACAAUGUCAGUGUUACAAGUUGUGUAUUCGGUACAGAGAUCAUAUCCGAUGAAACGAUACACGAAACUAUCUAUCGAGGUGCGACAGAAACAUUGGAGUUAGUGGAAAAGCGUACAUUUAAUAUGAUUGGUAUCAUUCCGAUUAUUAAUCGCCUACCGUUCGCAGGCAAACCACAUAUUGAUAAAUGUAACCGUGAAACUAAGGAAAUUAUUCGGCGAAUCGUCGACGAGCGGAAGAAAGGAUUGACUAAGUCAGCUUGCAAAGGUCCUCGUUCAUGCAUCGGACAGAAUUUUGCUAUGUUGGAGGCGAAAAUCAUGUUAGCAUUGAUUAUUCGACGAUUUCGUUUCGAACUUGAGCCCGGUCAAAAGUACGUUCCAGAUGUUGUCAUCACUAUGAGGUUAGAUGCUGUUGGUUUAAGCUUUAAUCUUGAACCAGAACGAAAUCGAGAAUAUAAAUUCCCAUUAUAUCAUUCUGAAACUUAA
This is a messenger RNA of Didymodactylos carnosus, 1059 nucleotides long. The record is from the annotation of a GenBank genome assembly. Lineage: Eukaryota; Metazoa; Rotifera; Eurotatoria; Philodinida; Philodinidae.